UUUCUCGUUCAACAUGUGCUGCCUCAGAAGGCGAAAACAAAAGCGGCUCGGGCCCGGCCCGAUCCCGGAUCUUCGCCGCCGGCGACGCCGGUUGGAGAGGUGAUGGGGGAGGUGCGCGGUGCUCUAUAGCAGCUAGUAGGUGUAGUUCUAGUUUUUCCUUAGAGGAGUUUGGCCUAGUGCCGGAGAUUGGCGUCAUGCCGAUGAGGAUUUUGCUGCCGGCGCGCCCGAGCCGCGUUCGGUGGUUCCUGGCGAUACUCUUGUUGGUGGUGGCGGUUGGCUCGCUGCUGUUGGAAGGAGGUGCGCUGGAAUCCUCGGAAAUAAGCUCGAUGUCUUCCCUGGUAUGCAGGAAUCCCCUUCGCUUGCUCUCGCCGACGGCAGUCACCAUGGUGGUGGUCAAGUCGACGGGGACUGGUAUGAAGACGGCUCUUGCGACCGGUUCCAGAGCAAAUCAUCGAUGGUGCUUGAGCUUUGGCGCUCCCGGCGGACAGCCGGCUUGCAGCGCCGCCGCGCCACCGAAUCCUCUGGCCAAAGGGCGGCCAAACCUCUUCCUCCUAGCCUUGAAGCUAUAUGGGAGGCAGUGCUACUCUAGCUCGAUGUUCACGGCUUGCUGCGGUGAAGAACUCGUCGGACCAAGUGGUGAUGUCCCCGGCGCCGGCGAGUUUGGAGUCGAUCGGGAGUGGCUUGGACCUGAUUGCGUUCCUCUUCAGAUCUUUGGGGUCCUUUCUGCAUAUUUCAGGGACUGCUUUGUAAUUUUCAGUUUGUUGUGUGUCCUGUUGCUCUGGCUUGUACUACCGUAUUGUAACAUCAAAUAAAGUUUGGGGUCCUUUUGGACCCUGCCCUUGUUCAAAAAAAAAAAAAAACUGUGUGAUUUUUUAGUUCAUGAACUGAAUUGUUUAUCCACCGUCAAUUUAGUUCAUCCACCGUUAGUUUAUGGGCUAAUGAGGCAUUUCACUGUUAGAGAGGGGGAGGGACAUAUAGUCAAGCUGACAACGAUUUCUAAAGCGCAAAAGGUCCAACUAGAUGACACAAGCCCGGCCAAGUGGCGGCAGCUCGAAACAACAGCCAGCAGAAAAAAUCAACGCAAAAUCGCGUCUUUUCGCAAACGAAAACCUCCCAGCACCGGCAAGAACCAGGGGAUCGUCCCUCCCCUCCCUCUCCCCCCACCCUCCUUUCCCACUCCAAUCCAGUCACGUCGCCCUCCAUCUCCUCCGCCCCUCUUUCCAAGAUUCUCCCCACCAUCGCCAAAAAGAUCGGCGGCGAGACGAGAGAGGGAAAGGCCGGCCGGCGAAAAGGGAAAGCCAAGCACCCUGCAAGGCGCAGCUCGGUGCCGUGAGCGGAGAGGAGAGGCCGGUCCGUCGAUUGAUCGAUUCCGUUUCCAUAUCGCUCCCCGGACCCCGAGAUGGGAUUUUGAUGCCGGAUUCCUCCCGCUUUCUUUAUCUCCAGUUUGGUUCUUCUUGCUAUAUCCCUCGUGGGGUUUCCAGCUUCCGCCUGAACUUUUCGUCGUUAUAGAGGCUUCGCUUCUGCCGUCCUUCCGCCUCUUCAAUCUCGCAGUCCAACCUCCGGCCGUUAGCUGUGUUCCUCCGAUUCCAGAGCAGCUCGCCAUUUUCGCCGGAGACUGCUGCUGCUGUCGUCCGACAUACUCUGUUCUUGAUUCCAACUUCUUUUCCGGGCCGGGCGACUCUGCUGUGCAACUUGCCCACUGACUGCACACAAAGUGAUUGUUUCUUGGCAUAAUUCUGGCACAAAUGGAUGACGGGGUGGACCUCCCGAGCCAAUUCCUCUUCCCGCACCCGGAGAUGCCCGGCGCCUUCAGCGACCUCCUGGGCGACGCCGCCGCGACCUGCACCCACACGCACACCUGCAACCCUCCGGGCCCGUCGGCCGCCACGCACACGCACACCUGCCUGCACACCCACACCCACCAGCUCUUCGCCGCCGGCAGCGAGGACGACGACGCGGCGCGGCCCCGCCGGCCGCUGGGGAACCGGGAGGCCGUGCGCAAGUACCGGGAGAAGAAGAAGGCGCACGCCGCGUUCCUGGAGGAGGAGGUCAAGCAGCUGCGCGCCGCCAACCAGCAGCUCCAGCGCCGGCUGCAGGGCCACGCCACGCUUGAGGCCGAGGUGGCGCGGCUGAGGGGCCUCCUCUUCGACGUCCGGGCCAAGAUCGACGCGGAGGCCGCCGGCGCGUUCCCGUUCCAGAAGCAGUGCAGCGUCGGCUCCGUGGCGUGCGCCGACCCGACCCUCUGCUUCAACAAUGGCAACUCUGAGGUCGGUGGCGCCUGCUGGGAGGACAGCUCCGGGCCGGCGGCUGCGGAUUACAGGUUCGAUGAAGACGGCAAUGGCAAUGGCGGCGCGUCGCGGGAGAUCGAUGCUCCGGAACAACCGGUGCGUUCCAUGGAUGUCGUUGAGCUCUGCUGCUUCCCUAGCUGAACCUAUGAAUGUGAUCAAGGAUUGUUUCGGCAGUUGUUGCAUGAGAGUUGUUUUACAUUUUUGGUGAAAACACACUCUCAUGGAAUGAAAGGGCGAUCAGUGAGUAUAACUGAUAUGAUGUUCUUAUGUUUUGAUACUA
This is a messenger RNA of Triticum dicoccoides, 2568 nucleotides long. Its product is annotated as basic leucine zipper 23-like. The record is from RefSeq and is a predicted model, not a curated record. Bases 1746 to 2429 code for a protein of 227 amino acids. Lineage: Eukaryota; Viridiplantae; Streptophyta; Magnoliopsida; Poales; Poaceae. The transcript has a single exon. Gene Ontology annotation, biological process: regulation of transcription by RNA polymerase II; DNA-templated transcription. Gene Ontology annotation, molecular function: RNA polymerase II cis-regulatory region sequence-specific DNA binding; DNA-binding transcription factor activity, RNA polymerase II-specific.